Molecule: messenger RNA, 3123 nt
Organism: Dicentrarchus labrax (European seabass)
Lineage: Eukaryota; Metazoa; Chordata; Actinopteri; Moronidae
Product: trichohyalin-like
Exons: 11
Coding region: 57-3047 (996 amino acids)
Source: RefSeq, a predicted model, not a curated record
GGGGAGAAUAUGAAGGACAAGAAAAAGAAGGUGAAGUGGAUGAGGGCUAUUUGGAGAUGUCAAAGAUUGAAGGUGACAGAAAUAAGCUAAAAGAAGGACAAAAGACAGAGAAAGAGACACAGGAAGAGACUUUGGAGAAGAUGGACAGUGAUGGUGAAGAAGGACAAAGGGCAGAGGAAAAGAUCCACAAUGAGGGUAGAGCAGGACAAAAGACAAAGAAAACGAUUCUGGAAGAGACCUUGGAGAAGAUGGAGAGUAAGAGUGAAAAGGGAAAGAAGAGAGAAACAACGAUUCAAAAAAAGACUUUGGAGAACAUGGAGGGUAAGAGUAAAAGGGGAAAGAAGAGACAAACAAAAAUUCAAGAGAAGACUUUGGAGAACAUGGAGGGUAAGAGUAAAAAGGGAAAGAAGAGAGAAACAAAGAUUCAAGAGAAGACUUUGGAGAACAUGGAAGGUAAGAGUGAAAAGGGAAAGAAGAGAGAAACAAAGAUUCAAGAUAAGUCUCUGGAGAAGAUGGAGGGUAAGAGCGAAAAAGGAAAGAAGAGAGAAACAAAGAUUCAAGAAAAGGCUUUGGAGAACAUGGAGGGUAAGAGUAAAAGGGGAAAGAAGAGAGAAACAAAAAUUCAAGAGAAGACUUUGGAGAACAUGGAGGAUAAGAGUGAAAAGGGAAAGAAGAGACAAACAAAAAUUCAAGAGAAGACUUUGGAGAACAUGGAGGGUAAGAGUAAAAAAGGAAAGAAGAGAGAAACAAAGAUUCAAGAGAAGACUUUGGAGAACAUGGAAGGUAAGAGUGAAAAGGGAAAGAAGAGAGAAACAAAGAUUCAAGAUAAGUCUCUGGAGAAGAUGGAGGGUAAGAGUGAAAAGGGAAAGAAGAGAGAAACAAAGAUUCAAGAUAAGUCUCUGGAGAAGAUGGAGGGUAAGAGCGAAAAAGGAAAGAAGAGAGAAACAAAGAUUCAAGAAAAGGCUUUGGAGAACAUGGAGGGUAAGAGUAAAAGGGGAAAGAAGAGAGAAACAAAAAUUCAAGAGAAGACUUUGGAGAACAUGGAGGAUAAGAGUGAAAAGGGAAAGAAGAGAGAAACAAAGAUUCAAGAGAAGUCUCUGGAGAACAUGGAGGGUAAGCGUAAAAAAGGAAAGAAGAGAGAAACAAAGAUUCAAGAGAAGACUUUGGAGAACAUGAAGGGUAAGAGUGAAAAGGGAAAGAAGAGAGAAACAAAGUUUCAAGAGAAGACUUUGGAGAACAUGGAAGGUAAGAGUGAAAAGGGAAAGAAGAGAGAAACAAAGAUUCAAGAUAAGUCUCUGGAGAAGAUGGAGGGUAAGAGCGAAAAAGGAAAGAAGAGAGAAACAAAGAUUCAAGAAAAGGCUUUGGAGAACAUGGAGGGUAAGAGUAAAAGGGGAAAGAAGAGAGAAACAAAAAUUCAAGAGAAGACUUUGGAGAACAUGGAGGAUAAGAGUGAAAAGGGAAAGAAGAGACAAACAAAAAUUCAAGAGAAGACUUUGGAGAACAUGGAGGGUAAGAGUGAAAAGGGAAAGAAGAGAGAAACAAAGUUUCAAGAGAAGACUUUGGAGAAGAUGAAAAGUAAGAGUGAAAAGGGAAAGAAGAGAGAAACAAAGAUUCAAGAUCCUGUGGUGAUGACGAGAAGUAAAGUUAAAGAAGUGCAAAAGAGAAAGUUAAAAGAGGAGCAUCUGGAGAAGAGUGAGAGGGAAAGUGAAGAAGGGUCAAGUGGAGCAGCAGAAAAAACAGUACCAGAUCCUGAAGAGGAUGAGGAACAUGUGCCAAAAAGGACUUACCAGCUGUGUGAGAAAAGUGCAUCUGUGCCUUUGAACCAACAAAUGAAGAUGACCUCUUUUAAACAGGAUGGAACAGAUAAAAGGGAGGUUGAGUGCCCUUUCCAGAGAAUAGAGAGCUUUAGUUCAUCUGAAGGUGAUGGCUCCGCUGAUGAAUGGAAACCCACACAGCAGGAAUCUGAGAAUGAUUCUGAAGAAGAGGAGGAACAAGUCCUAGAAAGGGUUCACAAGGUGACCAAAAGAAAGAGAUCUGAGAGCCUUGUCCUGCAAAGAGAGGAGGAAUCAGAGGGUGAUUUUGAAGAAGAGGAUGAACAGAUCAUAGGAAGGGUUCACAAGGUGGCCAAAAGAAAGAGAUCUGAGAGCUCUGUCCUGCAAAGAGAGCUGAGGAGCUCAUCUGAAGUUGAGCGGGUUGGUUCAAGGGUCCGUGCACUGAGAGUAACAGAAAAGGAAUCAGAGGAGGAGUGUACGAGAGGAGAGAGUCUAUGUCUGCCUGAGAAAGAAGAGGAAGCCCUGUCAAAAGGAAAUAUGGGGGAAAGUGGUGAGGAAGAUGUGUUGCAGAAUGAGGAUACACGAGCAUUGAUGAGCCAAUCUCCAGACCUAAAACUGAAUACAGCCCUGGUUUCACUGAGUCCUGUCACUCUCAAGACACCUGUAAAUGACAAGGUGGCAGUCAAAGUCCGUCCUGGUAUGCAGCAGGCUUUUGUAAGCCCAGGAACAGCAACGAUUUUGACAACUCACUCAACAAAAACUGUGUGUGACCGAGUCAAUAUGGUGAAUAAGAUGAUUUUCCACCAGUCAUCUUUGUUUGAAGUCAUCAUGCCAAUAUCUGGUGACAACAUUGAACACCAGGCUGGAUCCACAGUUGGACAGAUGAUUCCCUCAGGAUCCAUGGGGGAAACUGUGUCCAAAGAGUGGAAUAUGGAGGGUAAGAGUGAAAAGGGAAAGAAGAGAGAAACAAAGAUUCAAGACAAGACUUUGGAGAAUAUGGAGGGUAAGAGUGAAAAGGGAAAGAAGAGAGAAACAAAGAUUCAAGAGAAGACUUUGGAGAAGAUGAAAAGUAAGAGUGAAAAGGGAAUGAAGAGAGAAACAAAGAUUAAAGAUGAGCCUGUGGUGAUGCCGAGGAGUAAAGCUAAAGAAGUGCAAAAGAGAAAGUUAAAAGAGGAGCAUCUGGAGAAGAGUGAGAGGGAAAGUGAAGAAGGAUCAAGUGGAGCAGCAGAAAAAACCUGGAAGAUACCUUUGAAAAGAAGGAAAUUUCAAGAAUGACGGGAAGAAAGGAGAAGGCAGGAGGAAUUGAAAACUGUUCAAAACUUAUGCAACAUUAAAAUGUUCAGUCACCAUA